GGCCACGACACCGCUGUUGCGGCGGAGGUCAAUAAACACUGCACACCACGUUGAAGUUCAGAUUAUUAUGACGGCGUAGAAAUACACAGUAAUUGAGGGCUGGGGGAAUGAUAUAUCAGACAUGAAUAUUGCCCAAAACGCAACGCGGUGGGCCUUGCUGCGCCGCCUGGUGAACUGCCGUGAAAACGCGUCACUAUUCUUCAGUGCGAGAACCCAAACCAACAGAGCCAUCCACACUGAGUAUAUCCAGCCCCUGGUACGCAGCGUCUACUUUCCAAGUUUACAGGCAAUCAAAUCUGGGCAGAUACCGGAGAUCAACCCGGAUAUCGUCGUCCUAGACAUGGAGGACACGGUCCCAAUGGCCGAGAAGGACUGUGCGCGACCUUUGUUUCUGAAAAUCAUCGAGUCCUGGCACCGCCCGCAACCGCUUUUCGUUCGACUAAACUGCGCAGACGACUAUCUGUUAAUGUUGAAGGACGCCAACACCCUGUCGCAUAUCAACGUUGCUGGGUUUGUUCUCCCCAAAGUUCAGCGCGGGAGCGCUUUCGAGGAGUACGAAGUUGUGGUCCGGGAGCAGGAAUCGAGAUUAAAACUUCCGCUCGGCACUUUUCGGUAUAUUCCGAUGAUAGAAACUGCCGAGGGAUAUGCCAAUGCUUUCUCAAUAGCCAGUGGAGGUUUCGGCAGGAAUUUUGCUGUUGCUAUUGGUAACAAUGACAUAUCAUUUGACACCCAAUCAGAGCCUCUCAGUUCUCUGAUACAGACCUUGCGGAAUCAGGUAACUUUUGCCGCCAAAUCUGGAAACAUCCCAGUUUUAUGGGGCGUUCAUUUAAACGAAGACGAUUAUGGGACCUUCGAGCGCAUUUGCCUGGAAGCGAAGGCUUCUGGAUGUGACGGCGGAAUCGCUCUGUCGCCUGCGCAUGUCACAAUUUUGAACCGGGUAUUCUCGACAUCGCCGAGUGAAGCCGAAGAUGCCCGAAUGAGAGUCGAUUUCAAAAAAUCGAAUCCAGGGGUGUCCUAUCACAGAUACCCGCAGUCCACAAGGACAAUUUUGGCGCUGCCUCUUGUUAAAAAGGCGGAGAAUAUUUUAGAAAGGAUUGAGAAGGAAAGGUUAUAUGACGCUGAAAAGAAGAAGGGCAUUCGUAACGACCGAGAUGAUUUUGAAACACCCGCCUCGGUCACGAUUCCGUCACGUGUUCCCGAAAUUUUCCCAGGAGGAGAACCAAAAUUCAACACGUGGGAAAAAGAGCAGACGAUUGUAGCUCCCUUUGAAUUAACCAUAGAUGGCGCAAUGAUGACACUUUGGGACAGUUCCUUUUAUCAAAACAGCCUUCUUUGCAGCAGUGACGAAUUUUCUAAAAGCUGCGGUUUGGCAGCGAGGCAAUUACCACUGGGACUUUUAGGCAUGGUAGCUAUUGGGAUGUCAGUCAGCACUUUCACAGAGCACUGCCGUUACCAUCUUGGCUUCAAGAAUCUGCGACAGUUACAUCCGAUGUCACCAGGUGUCACUGUGAGAGCUGUCAUGUCAGUCCUUGAUGUGAGACGCGCAGGUAAUGAAGGGAAAUACGACGUAGUGACGUCACGGCAUGAGCUCACAGAUACGAGCGGCAUUUCGUUACUGAGUGUUGACAAAAUAUCCAUGUUUCCACAAGGCAUGUUUCCAAAAAUACAACCAAGUGCAGAAACGAAAUCGGAGACAUCCGCCGUCAAAGUCAUUAGUAAACUGAAGAGAACUGUGGUAGAUGGCGCCAAAGACUGCUCAAAAUGCCCGUUUCACGAAGCAGCUGCUGUCGAGGUUGGAAAGGUGUACGCUCAUCGCCUUGUCAAAGUGCUGACAGACGCCGAGUCACGUGGUCUCUCCCAUUUGAUGUGGUUGACCAAUCCGCACCACUUUAACAUAAUGAGGUUUUCUCAUGCCGAAAUAGUGGUACCAGGCCCAUUUGUCAUGGCUGCUACCAUUGCCAACACUGGUCUAGACUAUGGCUACGUCAUGUACGAGGAAAUUACGUCAUGUACCAAUCCAAACCGUGUUAAUGUGGGGGACAUGAUCAGCUCGCUCUCAUGCGUCACAGAGGUCAAGGCCGUGGACGGUAACCCAGAUUUAGAAGAAUUGACGAUGCGCCUCUAUGGGCUUAUUAAUAUUGACACGGAAGAUAUACUGCAUAUCAACGUGCCAGGUGAUGUUUUAGAAAAAGAAGACUUUAAGGCAUCAGAAAUGGAAGAGAUUCUCCGAGUCAACUGUCCUGCGCUCUUUCACAAAGUGGCGUGCAUAAUGACGAGGAAGAUGAUUCGAUUUUCUCCAAGUUCUGAGAUCUCGUAGAUUGUCACAUAUUCCAGCUCAUAAUUAUGGCAGCACAUUUAAGACAUAUGGUCCCUGUUUAGUGCCCCGUACUGAGAUUGCUGGAAGUAUAAAAAUUCAAAUCCUAGACCUAUUUCCAUUAUAUCUCACUCAUUGGUGUGUUUGAACAUGUACUCAUAAAAAACAACUUAAUGCCUUCACUGCUGUCAUAACUAAUGGCUAUCACUGUUUGGAAUAUACAUUAUGGGUUUGGUGAUAUAAUCCAACUAUUUCUUGUAUAGACCUUAUUCAGCAUUCAUUUCUGAAUCAUCUAGUUUCCCCUUCUGCCACUUUCAGCACCUCUUCAUGCCAUCCUUUUCACCAAAAGGAUGUAAAGAUCGAGCCUUGGUUAACUCCUCUGAGGUGCUACCUGCUAACAGAGGUCAUCUGGGUGAUGACGUCAUUUUUGUUGGAAUUCUUGGUGUGCACAGCACAGCAAUGUGUGCAGAAUAGCCAGAGAAAUGCGUCCCACCUUUUUUUUCAUUAGCGAAUAUUGCGAGAACCUUGAACUUCAUUUCUUCUAUCUCGUUUCUCCCAUGUGUAUGAUAUCGGUAAGAUGGCACUCUUUAGCCAGCAGGGUGAUGACACACAUACACACCCACACACAAUUAAAAUUAAUAAAUAAAUAAUAAAAAAACAAACAAAUGACAUGUAUCAACCCCGACUCCGAGUUUCACGGGCAUACCCAGAAGGUAUGCCCG
Molecule: messenger RNA, 3036 nt
Organism: Lingula anatina
Lineage: Eukaryota; Metazoa; Brachiopoda; Lingulata; Lingulida; Lingulidae
Biological process (GO): oxaloacetate metabolic process
Molecular function (GO): magnesium ion binding; catalytic activity
Source: RefSeq, a predicted model, not a curated record